AUGAACUGUGACGACGAUGUAAAACCUCAAGAUACCAGGUAUUUUGUUGUUAGCUUGUGGAACACUUUACAGUCUAAAGCAGGUGGGAUUUUCUCUAUAUUUGCGGAAGGAUCAGAUGCAAGCAUUCAGAGCACUGUGAGAGAUGUGGAGUUUGUUGGCGGAUUCAAGAGAGUUUCGCCCUCAGAAUCCUACUUAUUUCUCAACGCAAAGACUGGCUCAGAGAGGAAAGUGCUCGUCCUGUGGAUGAACAGCUCUAAAGGAAAAAAGAGAGAAAUCAUCAAAUCCCUACAGGCUGCAACGAUACGAUGCUGCAGUGAUAAAGCUCGUCCAGUGCUCGUCGCCUGCACUGUUAUUCCCUCAGUGAACAGCGUUAUUUGGGCAGGUGUGUUCAGUGCGCAGAAUCAGCAGGAUCCGGAGAACAGCGCGCUGGCUCUGUACGACAUCAGGAGCAUUCAAGGCCGAGUGAAGGGCUUCUGCGCUUCUGGUGAAAACCCAUGUGGUUCUGAGAGUGAUACUGAACUUCAGCCGCUCUCUGUGGUGUUCAAGCACAGCUCAAUGUCAGCAGUGGCAGCAGUUAGAAGUGGAUCCUGGAUUGUGCUGUUCAUGGGAACCAGUGAUAGCCAACUCAUCAAGUUUGUGUUGGAUGAGAAAUUCACACCAGGAUGUCCAACAGUGCUGCUGAAAUCUGAUGGUGAACGAGCAGUGCUUCCCAGAAUGCACUUUGAUCCAGUAGAUUUCAAACAUAUCUACAUAGCUCUGAGGAAAGAGGUGAGGUUUAAAACUGUACAGUUAAUAAAAAAAGUGUCUGUGGUUUCGUGUGUUAAAUACGGCACUCUGAUAGACUGCAGAGCUGCUCUGGAUCCACUCUGCGGCUGGUGUGUGAACAUACAGAGGUGCUCCACCCAGGAAUGUUUGAAAUCUUCAUGGGUGUCCACCCCAAAAGACUCCCUUCAGAAACAGCUAGUUUCUUUUCAGGUUUGGGCAGAGAAAUCUUCCAGCAAGAUUACUCUAUAUCUUUCCUUGAGUCUGGAGAGCACAGGAAAUCCUGCCUUCUCGUGCACCUUCCCCACAGGAGCCAUGAACCUGUGUGACGGGUCUGAUCCGCCUGCAGUUUUCCCAAACUGCUACUGUAGGUUUUCUGGUUUAAACGUCUCAGCGGAAGUGGCUGUUGGGGAUCAGAAGAUCACAGAGAUGCUGAUGCUGAAAGACUGCCUGAAUAUCAAAGAUAAUUCACCAAGUGCUUCUUAUACACAGUGUGUGCAGUGUGUCUCAUCUGGGUGUCACUGGUCCUCUUCCUCCAAAUGUUGUGAAUGGGCACAUGGCCGUGGACCACAGUUACACGUACAGGUGAGACAAUGUGUAUCCUACAUUACACUUAUUCUCAGCCCAGCUGCACUGGAAUACAGCCCACAUGGUGGAAAGAAGAUUCAUGUUCAGGGGAGCAAUCUGGAAUUUGUGGAAUCAGUUACUGUCCAUUCCAGUUAUAAACACUAUGAUCUGAAAACACAACAACACAAGCUCAGGGGUAAGAUUGUCUCUCUUUCUCGGGAUGUGUGGUUUGAGUCCCCCCACUAUGAUGGCAGUGAUCAGUUUAGCUUGUUGUUGAAUGCUGGGAACUCCACUGUGGACUGUGAAAAUUUGUCCUUCAAGCCUGAUCCAGGAUUCACUGGAUUCACCACCGUACAGGUGGCCAAUGAUCUACAGGUGAACAUUAAGAAAAAGGCAGAUAUGUUGAAUUUGAGUAUGAGUGAGGUGACUGUGACGGGUCUACAGGGAGAUCAGGAGUAUCCGUGUCUUUUGGAGAAGAUUGAGUCCAAUGCCGUCAUCUGUAAGAUUAAAGGAGAAUCAGGAGCCGUCCCAGCAGUGGACUCACUCACUAUUAUGGGAAGCAGAAUCUCAUAG
Molecule: messenger RNA, 1902 nt
Organism: Sinocyclocheilus grahami
Lineage: Eukaryota; Metazoa; Chordata; Actinopteri; Cypriniformes; Cyprinidae
Exons: 13
Coding region: 1-1902 (633 amino acids)
Biological process (GO): regulation of cell shape; regulation of cell migration; semaphorin-plexin signaling pathway
Cellular component (GO): semaphorin receptor complex; plasma membrane
Molecular function (GO): protein binding; semaphorin receptor activity
Source: RefSeq, a predicted model, not a curated record